AUGCAGCCCACACUAGCCCCAGCGCCGCAUCCAAGCAUGCAAACCACUGCUCAGGACCAUGCGGACCAGGUGCUGCAUGAUCAGCUUCUAGCUGCUCAUCAACAUAUGUCUCACCCACAGCAACCGCGCCCACAACCGCCGACGGCACCACCUCCGCACAUGCAACCAAACAACACGAGUCCUCGAGAUCAGAACAACAUUGACCCUGCCAUCUCAGGCGCGACCAUGCUCGCUGGCCCUCCGCAAACACCCCCUCAACCGGAGCCCCAGAGCCAAGAAUCUCCCAAGACUUAUGGCAAGCGACCGUUGUCAACUUCCAAGCGUGCUGCGCAGAACCGUGCUGCUCAAAGAGCCUUCCGUCAGCGGAAAGAAAGCUACAUCCGCAAACUAGAAGAACAAGUGAAGGAAUACGAUGCCAUGUCAGAGACGCUGAAGGCUCUCCAGGCCGAGAACUACCAGCUGCGAGAAUACAUCAUCAACCUGCAGUCCCGCUUAUUGGACUCGCAAGGCGAGGUGCCCGAGCUGCCUAGCAACAUCGACCUCAGCCAGCCACGAUCAGACCUGUCUCUUCCAGGCCCCGGUCCAGCAUCUACUGGGGGCCCUGCCCCGGCUGCUCCAGGGCAAUCCCAGCAGCCUCAAGCUCAAGCGCAAGCAUCUGCGCCAAACGACGAUAUGAACUCGCUGAACCGCAUCGCCGUGGCGGGCCUGGGUAUGCGCAAGCACCCGAACGAGGAGGCCAAUUUCCUAGGAAACAACUUUCAGACUCGCCGCCCGCGCGGUGACGAAGGCCAGCCUGAUGCUUCAGACGCCCCAAAGACGGAAAUAACCCACGGCUUGCCGGUGGUUUCAUGAGACUUCAGUCUGUUUUGAUUAUUGACUCUACCCAUCACUCUCUUUGCGUUCGUUGAUCCUCGCGUUUGACCAUCCAUACCGAUGACUCUGGCUUGCAUUUUUCGUCCACCCUUCUAUGUAUCCUUUCCGGUGUAAGGCGCCAUGUAUCUAGGUAUUUUCCCUGGCUCAGGAAGGAGCGGUGUUCUGCGGUUACUCUUCAGAUUCUCUUUCCAUUUCAUCACUUGAAACCUAGAAGGGCAGAAAAUGAUAACCACGCUAGUACCUUUGAUGUAUUUCCUUAUGUAAUAUCAGACCCUCUUAUCACUAAAGUCGACCAUCUUCCGUUGUGGAGCUUUUUAUCUUGUGCCCUUAGUGCCUUGAUGUGGC
Messenger RNA from Aspergillus saccharolyticus JOP 1030-1, 1218 nucleotides. RefSeq lists its product as uncharacterized. Gene Ontology annotation, molecular function: transcription cis-regulatory region binding; DNA-binding transcription activator activity, RNA polymerase II-specific. NCBI's taxonomy places the organism in Eukaryota, Fungi, Ascomycota, Eurotiomycetes, Eurotiales, Aspergillaceae. The transcript is spliced from 4 exons. The record is from RefSeq and is a predicted model, not a curated record. Gene Ontology annotation, cellular component: RNA polymerase II transcription regulator complex. Bases 1 to 852 code for a protein of 283 amino acids.